Messenger RNA from Aspergillus oryzae RIB40, 1557 nucleotides. RefSeq lists its product as uncharacterized. Gene Ontology annotation, molecular function: ATP hydrolysis activity; enzyme activator activity; DNA binding. The record is from RefSeq and is a predicted model, not a curated record. Gene Ontology annotation, biological process: DNA repair; DNA-templated DNA replication; regulation of DNA repair. Gene Ontology annotation, cellular component: nucleus. Bases 1 to 1557 code for a protein of 518 amino acids. Lineage: Eukaryota; Fungi; Ascomycota; Eurotiomycetes; Eurotiales; Aspergillaceae. The transcript has a single exon.
AUGGUUGAAUGUCCGAUAUGCCAAAAGACCGUGCUUUUGUCAGAAAUCAAUCGCCACCUCGAUUCGGGGUGCGAGGCGUUCUGUGAAAAUGUGUCAUCCUCUAGCUUGUUAUCUAGUGGGCCAAAUCCGGGAUGCGAUCGUCCCCUCGAGGUCACAUCCAACAGUGCUGUUGAUGAUGAAGAACGUCCCGAUCGAAUUCAUCACACUAUACCGAUUGCAAGACCACUGGUUACAGAGAGCACGAAGAGAGUGUUCGACCAACAACAAAGCUGCGAAGAAGAGAAACGAGAUACCAGGACGGAACAUACUAGAAAACGACUCAAGCCAGACAAUGCACCAUUGGCAGAGCGAGUUCGCCCUGGAUCCUUUGACGAUAUUGUGGGCCAGAACCACCUUAUAGGGCCUAAUGGAACAAUCCGUCAGUUUGUUCAUGAGGAUAAGAUUCCCAAUAUGAUAUUCUGGGGGAGCUCGGGAACUGGAAAAACCACAAUCGCCCGCAUCAUUGGAGAUGUCUCGAGAAGAAGAUUCUAUGAAAUUGGUAGCACGAUCACGACAGUCACAGAGUACAAAAAUAUCAUUGAAAAGGCAUUCAAGGAUCCGGACAAAGGGCUAAGGCCGUCUAUUGUGUUUUGCGACGAGAUACACCGCAUAACAAAGCCACAGCAAGACAUACUCCUUGACGCUAUCAAAACCGGUCGCAUUGUUCUGAUUGGAGCUACAACAGAGAAUCCAUCUUUAACAAUACGUCAUGGCCUCGUUUACAAAUGUGCAGUGUACACCCUCACCAAACCGAAAGACGCGGACGUACGGAAGAUGCUUCAUAGAGUGGUUGAAGAACAGGGCUUACACUCCCAUCUCCUCGACGAUGAACUCCUUGAAUACCUGUCAAACUUCGCCGAUGGUGAUUGUAGAUUGUCGCUGAAUCUCCUGGAGAUAGCGUGCGACCUAUCUAAGCGAGACGGGAUGACCGGGGAAAGAUUGAGAAAUUCUCUCACGAUGCAUCUAAACUACGACCGGUCGGGAGACCAGCAUUACGACACUAUCUCGGCCUUCCACAAGUCAAUCCGAGGCAGUGACGCCGAUGCUGCACUGUACUACCUGGCGAGAAUGCUGAAGUCUGGGGAAAAUCCACUGUUCAUCGCGCGUCGUCUUGUUGUAGCAACAUCGGAAGACAUCGGACUUGCUGACAACGUCUUGCAAACCUAUGCGACUUCGGUAUACUCCGUGCUUGAGAAGCUGGACAUACAAGAUGCACAAGCCUCGCUGGCACAACUGGUAAUUAUGAUGUGCCUAUCGAAGAAGAGCACUCGCUCAUACAGAGGCUUGAAUAAUGCUUUUGCUUGUCUGAAAGAACCUGGUGCUGCUAAUGCGCCUAUUCCAUAUCAACUUCUCCCUAUUAGUCCAAAAACCAAAACGAUGGUUGAAGAAUUUACUACGCCUCAUGUAUUUUCUAAAGGAAAGGAAACGAACUUUCUACCUGAAUGCCUGAAAGGGCGGAAGUUCUUGGAAGAUACUGAUUUCUUGUUCAAGAGAGACCCUGAUCUUACUUAUCGAUAA